AUGCAGGCUGCUUCUACAAAAAUUUGUGAUAGAAUGGGUCGCUCUCAGGAGCUCAGUGAAUUCAAGCGUGGUACCAUGAUAGUUUGCUACCUGUGCAAUAAGUCCAUCCAUGAAAUUUCCUUGCUACUAAAUAUAUUCCACUGUCAACUGUUAGUGGUAUUAUAACAAAGUGAAAGCAUCUGGGAACAACAACAACUCAGCCACAAAGUGGUAGGCCACGUAAAAUGACAGAGCGGGGUCAGCGCAUUCUGAAGUGCACAGUGUGCAGAAGUUGCCAACUGUUUGCAGAGUCAAUAGCUAAAAGACCUCUAAACUUCAUCAUACCAAGACAUUUUGGACAAUUUCAUG
Molecule: messenger RNA, 348 nt
Organism: Staurois parvus
Lineage: Eukaryota; Metazoa; Chordata; Amphibia; Anura; Ranidae
Source: the annotation of a GenBank genome assembly